UCUAUCCUUGAUCCCCGAUUUGCCUCGUAAUUACGACGCCGGCCCUGCCGCUUCCCUUCGUCUGUAGCAUUUGCCCUUCCGAUCGCGAAGGGAAGAGCAGCUGCUCCCUCAUCUCCUCUCGGAGAAUGAUAGGAGCGAAACCCUAAUUUUCGAUCAAAUUCCGAGGUUUCUCUCUUUUUUAUUUUUCGUCAUAUUCGUGCAACCAAGCAUUUCCUGGCAUCGGAUUGGCGGUAUCAUUCGGAUUUGUGGGUUGGUGUUCUAUUUCGUCGCGACAUGGGGAGCUGAGUUGAUCUCUCGCAGGCUUUGGGAAAGGGGGGUUGUUAGGGGCGAAGAGGAGGGAGGUAUGCAUAGGGAUCGGGGAGGGAGUGGGUCGAGGGUGGAGACUGGAGCCUCAUAUCGUAGGCGGAUCAAUGGCGCCCUCGACAAACACCUGGAGAGAUCGUCAACGGCGACGUCGAAGGUCUUGAACCGCAGGGAGAGGGAUAGGCUGUCGGUGCCGUCCACCUCUUCCGGAAAGCACCUCGAGGACCAAGACCAGCGUUCUGCUUCUCUUUCCAAAAACAAGUACUCAGAUGUCAUAUUUAUACGUGUAAGCUUUCUGACGAUGCUUUCAUUACUAUUCCUGGAGCCGCAAAAAGAAUCAGAAACAGAUAGUGAAGAGUCAGAUGUCAGUGGUUCUGAUGGGGAAGACACAUCUUGGAUUUCAUGGUUCUGUAAUCUAAGAGGCAAUGAGUUCUUCUGUGAGGUUGAUGAUGAGUACAUACAAGAUGAUUUUAACUUAUGUGGUCUAAGCAGUCAAGUACCCUACUAUGACUAUGCUCUUGAUCUAAUCUUGGAUGUGGAGUCUUCCCAUGGUGAUUUGUUUACUGAAGAACAAAAUGAGUUAGUGGAAUCAGCAGCUGAGAUGCUUUAUGGUUUAAUUCAUGUCAGAUACAUAUUAACCAGUAAAGGAAUGGCUGCAAUGCUAGAAAAGUUCAAGAACUAUGAUUUUGGAAGAUGCCCUCGAGUUUACUGCUGUGGCCAGCCUUGCCUUCCUGUUGGCCAAUCAGACAUCCCUCGAUCCAGUACUGUGAAAAUAUAUUGUCCAAAAUGUGAAGAUAUAUAUUAUCCUAGGUCGAAGUACCAAGGCAGUAUCCUUUUCUAGCAAUCAUUUUAAAGUGAAAAUAGCUUUCAAAUCUGAAAUACUUGUUAAUUUUGUUUACAUCAUGAUAAGCUGCUUUCUAAUUUGUAUUCAUGCUACUCGUCGCAUGUAUAAAUCAAAUAUAUAUUCAAGUUCGAAGUAACAUGUUCCAAUCAAAUCCAAGAUAUUCUAGGAUUUCAUUUGGAUUUUAAUCUGGUCAUAUCCUGAUCUGACAUGAAUUGGUACUACGACUAUAGCAAUAAGCCAUAGUUCCCAACUAUAUGAGGUUAGCUACAUUGAUCCUAUUGUGCCAUUGAGCUUUGCUGAGGGACACUAGUCAAAUAUAUGUUCAAGGGCUAUCACAUCCAUUACAAAGGGCCAUCAUACCCAUUAUAUUGUUUCUGGUGAGGUGUUUGUUGUCUUCUAUUUUCUCAUGGACCAUUAAUCUGAACUAACUUGCAUGCACUUUCAUAGCUAUCCAAUUCCACUUGAAGUUGAAUUAAUGGUUUAACCCAUACAUCAAUGUAUCUGAUUAUCAUUUUGUGCUGUUGAUAAUAUAUGUGAUUAUGGUUAAAUUGCAUCAUUUGAGUUGUUAAUUGUACACAAAACUUACUAUAUUUACAUAUACCUACAUGACUUUUCCAUUGUGUAAUUAGCUAAUACAAUUCCAAGAAGAUCUUUUUAACUCGACAGCUGGACAGAUCAACUAAAACAAACAUUGAUACAACCUGAAUCAAUCGUAAAGAAAAUGCGGUAUACGAAGAUUUAUUUUCAUGACCUGGUCCAUUAUAAGAAUUUGUUUGCAUUAUGCAAAAUUAGGGUCAAGCCUGAUGGUCUUGCAAGUCUUACAUGGAUGAAUAUGUUUAUCCUAUCAAAUUCCCUUUCAGAAGUCAAAAAUCAAUAUUUGAAUGUUAGUUGGCCCACACACACACAUAUAAUUGGAGGGAAGAACUCAUACUACCCGUGUAAGUUGCCUUUAGAUAAGUUUGUUGAACUUUUCUUGACUUUGUUAGAUGUUGAUGGAGCCUACUUUGGAACAACAUUUCCUCACCUGUUUCUGAUGACUUAUGGACACCUGAAGCCGCAAAA
This is a messenger RNA of Musa acuminata AAA Group (dessert banana), 2209 nucleotides long. RefSeq names its product putative casein kinase II subunit beta-4. The transcript is spliced from 4 exons. Gene Ontology annotation, cellular component: cytoplasm; protein kinase CK2 complex. The coding region runs from base 344 to 1144 and encodes 266 amino acids. The record is from RefSeq and is a predicted model, not a curated record. Lineage: Eukaryota; Viridiplantae; Streptophyta; Magnoliopsida; Zingiberales; Musaceae. Gene Ontology annotation, molecular function: protein kinase regulator activity.